Molecule: messenger RNA, 1308 nt
Organism: Mycena citricolor
Lineage: Eukaryota; Fungi; Basidiomycota; Agaricomycetes; Agaricales; Mycenaceae
Source: the annotation of a GenBank genome assembly
UUUCCAGUCACUCUGGCCUACUCCUGGGGCCCACGCGUUCGAGUACGCGUUGAACGUGCAACCACAGAACUUGACUUCCGAGGCACUCCUUUCAGCGAUAUGAGAUGAGAUGCGAUGGAGACUACGCUCGCGAUGAUGUCGUUCUUUGAAGAGCGGCCUCAUGGUGCUUUCAGAAGGCAAUAGACAUGCGUGCACGCUUGUCGAAGCAGACGUCUAUUGUCUUUUUGUCCUUUACGUCAGUCCAUCUGGAGUACUACUGCGACUAUGAAGCGUCCCUCCCCGCUACUUGAUUUCUCUCUCAUCCACGACGGACCAUCGCACCUGCUUCUACUAGACAACAUCGCCAUCUCAAUGCAUCUGCUCAAUGCUCUCCGCCGACAGCUUGAAAAGCGUUACCUCCAACUUCCGCCUCAUCUCACCAAAAAAACCGCGCAGGAGGCCCCUCCUCCUCGUCGUCGAACGCUCUUGGGGACCGCUGCGAGGCUGAAACUACCACCCCCGGGAUCAGUGAAAGCAUCCAUCAGCAACACUGUCCGUGGCUGGACAUCCCGUCUGCGACCAGCGCGUGUCUCUAAUGCACCGAAUGAAAAGCAGACUCCCCGGACCCUCGAGUUGGAGCGGGGCUGGCUGGAAAGAGAUCGUGUCGUUGUUCACGGGAGUCUGAAUGAGGAGCUUGAUAGGCAGCGGGCGUUGAAGAGGAAACGAAGCUGCUGCGACGACGAUAAAGUUCCAGAAGAGCCGCACUCCUUCAAGAGGCGAUCGCCGGCCCUCUCCAUCGUGCAUUCACCGCCGACUCGGGCACUACCUGCUCCCCCCGUUCUCUCCGCCCACCACGACGUCGAUCUCCCUCUCACUUUGCUGGGCAGCGAACUGCGCAUUCCGCUUCUCACUGAUCAAUGCGCGGACGCUUUUGGCGUACUGCUACGCGCCACGCAUCCACCGGUCGGUAUUGUGGAUGCGCAGUCUGAUUCGCUCGAGGACGAGGACGAAGACCUUGGACAGUCAGAGUUGUUGACUUUACAAGAGUGGUCUGUAUCCGACCGGGAUCACCCAGUGCCGUUGAAGCUUAUGCUAGUCCGAUCCGCUUCUCCAUAUGAGCACCGCUGCAAACCAGAGCUUCAGCAGCCUCGUUCUUCGUCGCCUGACCCUCUCGGCUUCGAUACGUUCCGUGACCCUUCUCCGAGUUCUCUUCUCGAUCAGUCUCGCUGUGAAGCGCAAUCUGUUAGUGAAGGAGAAUCAGACUGGACGGAGUAUAGCGAAUGCUCCCAUGCACCGUCGAUUUCAUCGCUCUCAGCAACAUCUGUAUGA